UCCCUGCGCUCGGCGGCCGCCCUUUGCGAGCGGGAGGCGGGCACUACACCUCCCAGCAUCCCUCGCGGCCGGCCUUUCCCCCGCCUCCCCCAGCUGGCUCGAAGGCUCUGCUUGUUGUUGUUGUUGCUGCAAGCCACCCAGCUAAAGAAAUGGAAGAAGUACAGGCCAAUCCUGGAGUGACUUUCCUGAACGUGGCCCCCAGCUAUGUGCCCCACACCAAAGUGGAGUGUCAUUACAAUCUCCCACCGGGCAUGAAGCCAUCAGCCAGAGAUUGGAUUGGGAUCUUCAAGGCAGAGGCCUCUUCUGUGCGUGAUUAUUAUACCUUUGUGUGGUGUACAGUCCCAGAUGGUGGAACGCCAGCAGGGGCUCUUCUUCACUGUAGCGUCCAGUUCCAGGCAAGCUAUCUGCCUAAGCCAGGUCCCCAGCAGUACCAGUUCCGCUAUGUGGAUCGCCGUGGGGAAGUGCGUGGCCAAAGCUCUUCUUUCCAGUUCAACGAGCCACGGCCCAUGGAUGAGCUGGUCACCCUGGAGGAGGCAAGCGAUGAUGGUGCAGGCACAGAUAUGCUCUUAGUGGUUCCCAAGGCCACUCUGCUAGAGACUCAGCUGGAAGAGAGUCGUCAGCAGCAAGGAGUCCUCUUGCAGGAAUCAUGCCGUCUGAAAGAUGAGGUUAAAGAACUGCGAAGCCACAUGGCUGAGCUGGAGGCAGCUCUUGGCUCCCUACGCGAUGACCACACCAAGCUGGCUGCACAGUACAAGGAACUGUCAGAUUCGUCCGCAGAAGUGUCCAAACAGAAAGACACACUGAGCCUUCAGGAAGCUGAGCACUUGGCCCGAAUCCGGGAACUGGAGGGAGAUAUUCAGGCCAUGGGUGAAAAGAUGCUACUGCGAGAGACAGAGCUGGACAGAGUGAAGGAUACAGUCAAGUCUUUGCUACGGGAGCAGGAACAGAUUCAUAAUCAGCUCAAGGAGGAAUAUGCUGAGAAAGAGCAAUACCAGGUGAAGCUGCAAGCCUCAGUGGAGGAGAGCCGCAGCCUGGCCUCUGAUCUGCAGGAAGCCAAAAACCUUCAUGGUGAGAAGAUCUCGCAGACUCUGGUGCUCCAGGAGGACGUCAACAAGUUGCAGCAGAAAUUGGCCACCGCAAAUCGACGCACUGCUCAGAUGGAGGCCUUGUGUGAACAGCUGCGCUCCACACAGGAUGUCCUGGCUGCCAGCCAGCAAAAGGUGGCCCUCUUGGGGGAAGAGCUGGCCAGCGUGGCCUCCAUCCGGGAUCGCACCAUCUCUGAUCUGCACAAGAGCCGCCUGGAGGCAGCUGAGACCAACAUCAAACUGGCUGACAUGACUCUCAAAUGGAAGGAGGGCAAAGGCCAGUGGUGGAAGGAGAAGACCACCCUGCUCCAGAACAUGGAGGCAGAGAAGGACAAGAUCCUGAAGCUGAGUGCUGAAGUGUUGCGCCUAGAAAAGAGCCUUCAAGAAGAGAGGUCCCAGCGCCAAGUGUUACGUGUUGAGCUGGCACAAGAGCGUGAUUCCAGUCUGGUGCAGGUCUCUGAGAGCCGCCGGGAGUUGCGUGAGCUAAGGGCUGCACUGCAGGUUGCCCAAAAGGAAAAGGAGCAGCUGCAGGCUGAAAAACAGGAGCUGCUGAUAUACAUACGACGCCUUGAAGAGCGACUGGAGAAGGUCGCUGAUGAUAAAUGGAGUGAAUCAGUUCUGGUGGAUAAAGAAGAGACAGCAUUGGAGGCUCCUGCCUCAGAAAUGUUUAUUCGAGAUGCUCUGGAUUCCCCACUGUCAGACUCCGAGGAUGAAUGCCCCGAGGACAUGCGCCUCCCUGCUCAGAUCGGUUCCUACAGUCUGUGUGACAACCGGGCUGCUACCACCACACCACCUUGUGCCCGUGGACCUGCUCGCACUGUGGUGAUCAGUCAGCCCGCACCCAUUGCCAGCCAGAUCAAACAGCCUCCUGAGGACUCCAGCUCUGACUCGGAGGCAGAGGAUGAGAAGGCCGUGCUGAUGGCUGCUGCACAGAGUGGUGGUGAAGAAACCAAUCUGCUCCUUCCAGAACUGGGCAGUGGCUUCUAUGAGGUGGCCAGCAGUGGGCUGACCGGACGACAGUUGUCAGAACCAGGGACCUGUGGGAUGGGCGCAUCUCCCUUGGACCUGCCUUCACCAGCUUUUUGGAAGGAAUGCCCCAUCUGCCAUGAGCGCUUCCCUCCGGAGAGCGAUAAAGAAACGAUGGAUACACAUGUGGAUGCACACUUCUUUUUCAGCACCCAUGAUCCUUUCACUUUUGAGUGACCCUCUUCCUUUGAUCCCAAUCCCUCUCCCCACUUCCUUCAACCAUACCCUCUCAGUGCCCCCUCUCCUCCUUCAGUAGGAUCCAGGCUGGUUACCUUCUUUCCCUUUUCCCAUAGAGAGUUUGCUAAGAUGAAUUCACUGCCCUUCCAGAGUGGCUUAACCAGUAGGUGGCAACAAGGGGGUCACUGUCUUCCCAAAAUCACUUUCCAAAGUAGGGCAGAACAGUCAGAACUAACUUGAACUGGGAGGAAAAAUGGACAUUUUGCAUACAUGUCAGCCCUCCACAUUUGCAUGUUUAACUUUUGCAGAUGUGAUUGAUCACGAAUUUGAUUAAUAUGUCCUCCAGGUCAAUUCUAAGCUCAGCUGUUGAAAGUUGGCUAGAGUCAAGCUAGAGGACCUAGAGAUUCCUCAAAUGGAACAUCUCUCUAGGAAUCUCUAUUCCUUCCUGGGUGAUUUUGUGGUCAUCCAGGGGAAGCUGACCAUGGAUUUACCCUAAAAGCCCCAGAGGUUCUUAGAGAGGUGUUCUCUCAGGUAAAAUCAGUUUUUCCAUUUUUGUGGAAGGUUCUGUGCCCUCACCCCUAUGAAAGCGGAGAGCUACUGUAUACACACUCACUCAUUCUCACACAUAUUUACAUAUACCCUGGAUAUAAAUAUAUCUCCAUAUAUGCAUACACAUUAAGCAGAGUUGGACAGCUGUGGCCCUCCAGGUGUUGUUGGACUACAGCUCCCAUUAUUCUUAAUUUUUGACUCUAUUGGCUUCUGUUAAUAGGGGCUUGAGACCAUCAACACUUGAGAGAGCCCCAAGUUCAUCACUCAAGCUUAGGUGAGAGAUCUGAAUUAGGCAAGGAUUAAUUUUAAGCUCUUGUGGGGAGAGGACCUAUUUGCACAUGACUGGCUACUUUAUGAAGUCAGGUGAGGAGGAAGAGUGUCAGUAGUGCCUGGCUGAUUUUGACUGCAUGUCACUCUCUUCUUGCUUAUCAAAGGUAAGCAAUCAUAUGGACCUAGCAGGCAUGAAAACAGUGCUUAUUUUUGACAGGUAUUUCUUGAAGGUGAAAGGAGAAAUGACAGGGCCUUAAUAGAGGUACCUCGGUGAAAUAUCCUGUAAGUCUUUGUUUGUUUAGGUGUGUUUUGGUUUUGAUUAGUUUAUCACAGGAUAGUAGCUUCUUUUAAAAAUGUGCCCUCACCUUUCUGGACAGCACAUCUGUCCUUGUUUCUUGUACCACUUGAAAGACAGACUUAUUUAAACAUGAGCCUUUGGGCUUUCCAAUUUACUUCCUCAGGUGCACACAUUCUUUAAGUUUCAGGUAUAUACUGCUGUUGUUGUGUGGCUCCAAGUGACUUUUUACUUAUGGGGAGCCUAGGGCAAAUCUAUCAUGGAGUUUUCUCAACAAGAUUUGUUCAAGGGUGGUUUGCCAUUGCUAUCCUAUGAAGCAAAUCAAUUGAUUUCUAUGGCCAAGGGUGGAUUUGGUCUCUUACAGGAUUUGGUCUCCUGCAGUCUUAGUCCAAAACUACUCUCUUUAGGUAUAUAUACAGUAGAGUCUCACUUAUCCAACACUCGCUUAUCCAACGUUCUGGAUUAUCCAACGCAUUUUUGUAGUCAAUGUUUUCAAUAUAACGUGAUAUUUUGGUGGUAAUUUUGUAAAUACAGUAAUUUCAACAAAACAUUACUGCAUAUUGAACUACUUUUUCUGUCAAAUUUGUUGUAUAACAUGUUUUGGUGCUUAAUUUGUAAAAUCAUAACCUAUUUUGAUGUUUAAUAGGCUUUUUCUUAAUCUCUCCUUAUUAUCCAACAUAUUCGCUUAUCUAACGUUCUGCCAGCCCAUUUAUGUUGGAUAAGUGAGACUCUACUGUAUAUACACAGUACCAAUGUUGACGGUUGCAGUGAUACUCUGUACAUUUGAAGGUGACUAAUCCACAAAAGCUCAAGCUUAAGUAAGUAUGUUAGUGUUAGUAGUGUCCAGUGGUUUUCAACCUGUGGGUCCCCAGAUGUUUUGGCCUUCAAUUCCCAGAAAUCCUAGUAGCUGGUAAACUGGCUGGGAUUUCCGGGAGUUGUAGGCCAAAACACCUGGGAACCACAGGUUGAGAACCACUGUCCUAGACUCUUUGUCAUUUUGUUGGUAAGACUUAGCACAAAUGGCUUUUUGAAUAUUACCAUCCUUAUAUCUCACGCCAUCAAUAUUGGAAACAAAACGGGCAGUGAGCUGUUGUGAAUGGUUAACCAAAAGAUACAAAAUGUGAUCAGCAAGGCCUGGUCAGAUACACAACCCUUGGCAUGCAGAUACGCACCAUGUAUACAAAAGUGUCCUUGGGUUUGCCACACCUGGAUGUCAAUAUCGAGACUAAGAUCACAUACAUCUUAGCAAUGUGAGAUGGCAAAGCUGCAACUGAGACCUUGAGGAAAGUUGUCUUUAUAUAUGUCCCCAUCAUGCUGGCUGGGGGAUCUUGGGAGAUAUAGUCUAAAAACCUAAGUUUUCUAAGCUCUGUAAUGACAUAACCAUUGCUAAGGUCGGGCAGCUAGAAUCAGUGGGGUAAGAAAGGAGGUGAAUGAUUUUAGAGUUUAGCCUCAGUGUGUUUGGAGAGGAGGGCAGAAAUUUGGGGUAACCUUUAUUUUUUCAAGUGUAUGGAGUAUUUCCCACCUCUCCCCAUACAUAACAUACUGAUUGAAAUAGUGCAGCUCAACUAUGGCUGCUUCUAGUGGGGUUUCUCUUCAUCUCCCUUUUAACUCUGAGUAUGUGCUCAGAAAGCAAACAGAUGGAUUCAAAUGAAUGGAUUUGGGUAUUUAUUGUUUUUAGCUAUAGGCCCUUAUGCCAGCCAAACCCCAAAGAUUUUAUGGCACACAUUUAUACAUUAUAUAGCACUGUGUUGUUGUUCUUUUUAAUAACAACUGAAACAACCAGGCUAUCAGACGCAUAAAUUAAAAUAAGGCAGAGAAAAGAUUCCAAUAAAACCUCUUUCUGCCUGUCUCAACUUCCAUCAGGGAACAAAAUUGUACACAUUUGCAGGCAGGCUUCUUUGCACUCAUCCCCUUUGAAUAGGAUCAAUAUCUUUCCUAAAUGUAGCUGCUACUUUUAUAUAAAUAGCAAAAAGCCAAAGUUAUUUUGUAAUAAUUCACAACCCCAAAUGUUUAGUGAUGAUAUUUUAAAAUUGGGAAAAACCAAGAGAUUCAGAGCACUGCUGUACAAAACAGUUAUUCUUUUUGUAGCAAGGAACAAAAAGCCAUUCAUAAAAAUGUUUAGAAUCCAUGUGGUGUUAAACAAAAUGAUAUUAUAUCCCUUUCCAUUUGGGAACAAAUUAGAUAAGUUCCAUAAAUUAGCAUAACAAAUGAAAAAAAUCCUGCUUCUGAGAUAAGAGAAUCACAAAAUGUAGAGCAAUAAUAAGAAAUAACCAGAUUGGGUUAACUGCAGAGAAAGGAGUCCAAUAGUCAUGAUGAAGACCUUCAGGUCAUCUGUUGAUCGUGGCAAUCCCAUGAUUUCAUAGGAUUUUCUUAGGCAAGGAGUACUCAAGAGGCAGUUUUCCUAGUUCCUUUCUUCUGAAAUACACUUUAUUAUUAUGUUAAGAAGAAAGCUUCCAUUUGUAGGUGUGGAAUUUUGAGCAGGGAACCAUGCAUGAGUAAAAUAUCCACAGAUAUUUCUCUUUUUAAAAUCUGAGAUUCCCAGUCCCCCUGUAGUGCCCUUACUCAAGGGGUUAUGUGUGCUGCUCCUUCAUUCUCCAGAUUACACCAUUUGGUUGGACUUGCAAACCAAUAAAUUCCAGCACGUAUGGUUUUUGGUGCAGAAGGAUGGGAUCUGUGAAGUAAUAACAUCUGGAGAACCACAGGUUUCAAACUCUUGCAUCAUAGUAUUCUUUGAAAAGGAUGAGAAGUGUCCAAUGUCUGAAGUGGAAAAGAGUGGAGAGUAGACAGACAUACUAGACAUGAUGAACUUGGUAUUCUGUUACUAUUGUGAAACGAUUCUCAAGUCCUAAGAAUACAUAAUUCUGAGGUGGGAAUUGCUUUGUUUUUGAUAUGCAGAGCACCCAAGGAUACUCUGCUGUUUUGAUUUGCACAGAACAGUUUCAGUUGUAAUACAUGGGAAAGUUAGUUUACUCAGUUAACAUCUCUGGGUCUCUACACCAACACAAAUGGCACACAUAUUUGUUUGCUAGCUAAUCUGCAUAAAUCGGUUAAUUCAGGGCAUGAGAGAUAUCCUUUCUGUUUCCAGCAAUGGAUAGCAACGUGUAUCCAUAUCUGGAGAAAAGCCAGCUUAGAAUAAUGCUACAAGAGAGUAUGUGUGUCCUGCAGCACUAGAUUGGCAUCUGAUGAAAUAGACCAAGUCUCUAAAAAUUGAUGCUACAAGCUACUUUCUCCCACUUAGUCUCAGAGGUGCUACAAAAUCAGUUUGCAUAUACCUUGACAGCUAUCAAGGUCACAUGUGCUUUUGGUGCAUUUCAAGUUAAAUCUGUGGGGUUUUUCCAUUAUUUCACUGGACUGGUGAAAUGGAGCUUAACAGCUACUUGAUCACUUGACGCAAACCUUGGGGUGUGUUUGCACAUGGCACUGACAGACAACACUUGAUAAGAGAGGGCAACCUGCCCCUGAUGACCCUGUCAUUUCCCAGCCUGGCUCCCACUGUUGUGUAGUUGUCCAGCAGUCAACUUACAUGGGCAAAUUGACCUCACCUUUGUGUAGCUGGCCUUUACCAUUUCAGUAUGAGGGGAGUGAUCUAUGUUGGACUGCUUCCCUGUGUCCACAACUCCCUGUACAGACAAACAGGAAGUGACAUGGCAGGAGAAAGCAUUUUGUGCUAGCCUCCCCUCUAAUGUACUUUCUGUGCUGGAAGUAUUUGAGCCUGCCUGUUACAUUCCAUGUUCUGUUUGAAGUGGUAUAUUCCUGUAUGACAUGAUUUUGCUGCCUGGGUAGAUCAAUAGUGAGAUUUGCAAGAAGCAAAACCAUAUUCACCUGUUCUUGUUCUGGAUACUCUAAACCUGAGAUGUGGGGAAACAGACCAAUUUCCCGACUCAUGCUAUAGGAACAUUUUUUCUUUUAAGAGAGUAACUCCUGUGCCUAUAGAACAGCAAUUCUCAACCUGUGUGUCCCCAGGUAUUUUGUCAUACUACUCCCAGAAAUCCCAGCCAGUUUACCAGCUGUUAGGAUUUCUGGGAGUUGAAGGCCAAAACAUCUGGGGCCCAUAGGUUGAGAACCACUGCUAUAAAGGCUUUCCACAUAAGCUAGGGCAUGGAAGAGGUGUUCGCAUGUACCACAUUGUAUGUGUACUCAUUCAGAUGUUCUUGAGGCUCUCCCCUAAAUAUGCAAGCAUAGAGACAACCCAUCUGAGUAUAUUCAUUGUACUUGGGUGGAAAGUCAUGUAUGAAUGUCCCCUGAUUUGCAUGGAUGUCCUCAAUGAAUAAACUCAUCUCUCCUUACAAUCACCUGCUGCUGCGUGGGGUGCAAGGAGCAUAUGGGGCUAGUAUAUUAACACCACCUCCAUCCCUAUGAGAUUACACUAUCCAGACUGAACAGUUGAAUAGGAUGAAAGACCCAUGGGAUGAUUUCUCAGACGGCAAUUGAUGAUGAUAAAAUGUAGACACUGAAAUGGUUUAGUGACAGCAACAAAGACAGAAGGGGAGGGAUUCCUCCUUGAGCAGGAAAUAAUUCCUUAAGUAGACUUGGUUUUUCUCCCGAUCUUCUUUUGGUUUGUUAGUUAGUUUUUAAUAGUCCUUUCUCAGUGCUGUCCUGACAUCUCUUUUGCUUGCUGUCUGAUGACUGCUGCAUGCAUGCAUCGCUCUGCCGCAGCAUUACACCUCACACUGGGCUCCCAUUGUGUUUGGUUUAUUAUCUUGCCCCCAAUUUGUUCCCCAUCCCACCCUUUGACUUCCUCCUGUUUACUGAGCCUCCUGCUUGCUUUCUACUAAUUCUUUUGGUUGCAGUUUUUCUGCUUUAUUCUGCCCCUUGGCAUCUCUGACAGGCCCUGAGAGACGAAUGCAAGGCCUAUGUUCUGCUUUAACCAGAGAGAAGGGGAAGAGCUGAGAGAAUGAGAGAGAGAGAGAAUGAGAAAGAGUGAGGCGGCUCCCUAGAGACUGUGCCUUUUUGGAGAGGCUGUCAUGCCUCUGCUCACUUGCGUAGGGAAAACCUUUUCAUCCUGUGCCGCAUUUGUGGAUGUGAGUUCUCCUCUGUUUUUAGACCACCUUUCCUUCUCCAGCUUUUUUUUUUUUUACUUUAAUAUAAUAGUCCGUGGCUCAAAAGCUCAAAGCAAUAAACUUCUCUCUCACUCAAUUCUGACAUGCCCCCAAGUCUAUGUAUAGGGUGUACAUAUAUGUAUAUUUAUAUUUAUAUUUAUAUGACAUGUUGCAGCAAUUCUAAUAAAACGCAGUCUUUCUGCUACA
Anolis carolinensis (green anole) is the source of this 8648-nucleotide messenger RNA. RefSeq names its product calcium binding and coiled-coil domain 1 (gene calcoco1). Gene Ontology annotation, biological process: positive regulation of transcription by RNA polymerase II. The record is from RefSeq and is a predicted model, not a curated record. The coding region runs from base 150 to 2288 and encodes 712 amino acids. Gene Ontology annotation, molecular function: transcription coactivator activity. The transcript has 15 exons. Lineage: Eukaryota; Metazoa; Chordata; Lepidosauria; Squamata; Anolidae.